Molecule: messenger RNA, 1432 nt
Organism: Amphibalanus amphitrite
Lineage: Eukaryota; Metazoa; Arthropoda; Thecostraca; Balanomorpha; Balanidae
Product: diuretic hormone class 2-like
Exons: 4
Coding region: 83-451 (122 amino acids)
Biological process (GO): body fluid secretion
Molecular function (GO): diuretic hormone activity; G protein-coupled receptor binding
Source: RefSeq, a predicted model, not a curated record
AGUUAUCCAGCGGCGGGUCACCUGGAGCCGGGGACGCAGGACGGCACCCGACGGAGCACACACCACGCCCGCAGAAAGAGUAAUGGUGCGGCACGUGACUGGGCUGGGAGCAGUGGCCGCGCUGGCCGCGCUCGUCUGCUUCGCACUCUGCUGGGUCUCAGCCUCUGCCGCCAGUCUCCACCUGGACGAUGGAGAAAGAAAACCAUGGAUGGACGAAAUGGAGGCCAACCUACAGAACGACCUCUACCUGAGCGAGCUGGUCAGCCGGCUGCGCGCGCUCAACGACGCCGAGGUGGCCGGACUCGCCCACAAGCGCGGUUUUGACUUCGGCCUGGGCCGCGGAUUCUCGGCCUCCCAGGCCGCCAAGCACAAGAUGGGUCUGGAGGCGGCUGAGUUCCCCAGCGGCCCCGGACGCAGGCGGCGCUCCCUGGAGCAAGACCUGAGGCACUAGAUGAUGCAACACUCCCUCCGCUCUCCCUCUCAGCAAACCCCCUCCCUCCCCCCUUCCGCUGGACGACGGCCGCGGUCAGCUCCGCGGCCUGUGCCGCUGCGUACGGCGCAGCCGAGUAGUUCCGCGGUCACUGAUGCGUCUAGCAGGACCUACUGCAGCUCAUUCUGAGCAGGAUUUUGUGAAGAACACUCCUGGCUUUAGUAGAGAAUAUGCUAGAUCGGCAUAGAGCAAUGUCGCAACGAGAGAGACAGCUGCUGGCGGGAUAGCGAGUCCAUGGACACACUAGAAGAGAGGCUGGAAAUGAAGGCUGAAUAAAAUUCGGUUAUCACUUUUUCCGAACAUGUAAAAGUGAUUUAUUGAAAUACUUACUUCAGCGAGAGCCAUACGACUUGAUUUUACUAUCGUAGAAUGAAGUGAACAACAGGAAUCGCAUGCAAUUUUAGGGCGCCGGCUAAACGGUUUUUGUGUUGUUGCAGCUAAGUUGAUUAGCCCGGUGAAUGCCACUGCAUCAAGUGUUAUUGAUGUGUUGUUAGUGUACCUGGUAGUACCCAAUUGGCGUACUUACGAGAUAUACAAAUUGUGCCACAUUGCAUGUACCUAUAUUUAAUGUUCAGUUGCUGGGUACGAGGGGUCCACUGAAAAAUGUGUACGAACAGCUUUGCUGGUCUCAAUGCGAGCUUACCGUUUCAGAAACAACGACUACCAAAGACACUGAGCGGCAGCUGGCCUAUUAUAUGUCUAUUUUAAGGCCACAUCCAUGGUAAAACAAACCUUAGGGAUGAUGUUCGGCACUGAUUUUGGACAGCACUGUCGACAGACAGGCAAUGAAGUGUUUUGCGGGUUGUGAUGGAACUACCCGCGUGAUUCAACUGAUCGGCUUCUCACUCUGGAUAUCGUAGACAUGCUGUAUACAUGAUUGCAGAUUAGAGUACCCAUAUUGUGUUACUCCAUUUAUCACGAAAUAAACAUAUUUUGUUGAAA